AAACGCCCGACCAACCGUAGAGUUGUCAGAUGGUCACAUGGAUGAUGGUCAAAAAAACUGCGCUCGAGCUAAAUUUAACAUUUUAUUAACAUCUUGAAAAAACACAUCUCUCUUUGUUCAUUGGUGGAGAAUGAAUGAAGUGGUUUGCACCAAGUCACAAGAGGACUAUGAGGAUGACUUUGAGAAGGACCUGGACUGGCUUAUCAGUGAAGAGGGCCGGAGUGAGUAUCAGGGGCCAAACUAUGAUGACAUUGAGGCGGAAAUAGACAAAGAACUAGAAGAGGAACAUACCCACACAGUGAAACAUAAGGACAUGAAACAGAGGGAGGAAAGGAGAGAUAACAAAAUACUUGAAUUAGAUGAUGAGGAGAGAUGGCCUUCACCUAUGGACCCUCUUGAAUAUGACUCAGACAGAGACAGCCCCAGUAAGUCCUCAGAUCUAGUACCCCCUCCACCAGAGAUAGAUGAACAGACAGAGGAGGAAAAGAAGUACAUAUUGGAGAAAAUACAACAAGCAAACCGUGAACUUCAGGACCAAGAAGCCCCCGAUAUGACACGGCGCAGACGGCUGCAUUUUAAAGAGACACUGGUUGAUUUAGUUGUACCCCCCAUGCAGUUUGAAAAAGACACAGGGAAAAAUGAAGACUUGAAAGGGAACAAUAUGAGUAAUAAUGACACAAAGGACACACAAGCAGAGAGUGAAGUGUCUGGAAAGUUAUCCGAGCUAAAAUUGUCACCACGAGAGGACCGACUGUCAAAUGCAGAUCUGAGAAUGACUGGAGACAGCAAUGAAGGAGGUAUGGAGGGGAAAGAGGGGAGAGUGCUUAUUGAAAAGGAUGGGAAGUUUGACCUGGUUAGUAUAAAAGAUGUAGAAAGUCAAGGACUUCUUCCUCCCAUCUUAAGUAGUGACAGUACACAUUCUUUGUCAAGUAUCUCUAGUAAGAAACAUUCUGCUUCCUUCUCCCCGCGAUCAUUUGCCAGUCACUCUUCGUCCAAAAAAGAGGAUAAAAUGUGCACUCCCAAGCCUCCUUCUCAGCCCCGGGUUAGGCCCAGCUCAGCAAGUCAUGGUCUCAGAACGAGCCAGGGCCGAGGAACCAAGCGAAGAGUCCAGUCUGCUACAGGGAUGUCCAGCCAGACCACAUUCAUGCUAUCACCACAGCAAAAAGAGAUGCUGCUCAAAAUCCAGGAGAAAAAGGAGAGACUUGCCAGAGAGGUGAGAGUGUCAGAGGCAGAGGAGAAAAAACGUGAGGAAGAAGAGCAGAAGAGACAAGAAAAUGAGCUGGCAUUCAAAGCCUGGCUCAUGAGGAAGAGAGAGCAGAUUGUGGAGGAAAAGCGGGUACAACGGGCACAGGAAAUGGAGAGGAUGAAUUGUAAGAAAGACACAAUUGAUCCAGAGGAGGCCUUCCGACACUGGCUGCAGAGAAAGCAGGAACAGCAGCAGAAAGAGAAGCAGCUGGUGGAGCUGAGGAGACUGGAAGAGGACACUAGUUACCUUCUGCACAGCCGGGAGGACUGUGAGCACGCAUUCAGACGGUGGCUGAGGAGGAAGCGUUUAGAGAGGCAGGCGGAGCAGCAGGCCGCUCGGGAGCGCUCUCGGAGGUUAGUAUUAGAGGAGAGACAAGCUCGCCGCAUGAAAGACCUCAUGUGCACUGUCAGUGACGCCAAGCCAUUUAGAUUCAAUGAACAGUUGUCAUACCACUUCUAAACCAGCGGGCCGUGUCACUUCAGUGAGACGGGUUUAAAUUCAACCUCAGGGACAAAGGACUUGAACAACAUUAACUAACAUCACAGAGGAUUUUGUUUUAUUGGUUUAAAAUUUUUGUUUUGUAAAGGUCUUGCACUCGUCAUUUUCCGGACAUAAAUUAAAUGUAGGGAUGCAUUUCAUCCCUAUUGAAGCUAAUGCACUUUAUUGAAAAUGCUGUAUUUUAUACCUACAAGUUGGGGUAAUAUUUGAAUCCAGCUGCUGUACCUUUUGUACUGUAAGCCUUACAAUCAUGUUAGACAGAGGCUUAUGUGUAUUAGACUCAAGGUUAAUACAGUACUGCAACGUCACAGUAAUUAUUUAAUAGUAUUUUUU
Boleophthalmus pectinirostris (great blue-spotted mudskipper) is the source of this 2077-nucleotide messenger RNA. It is a transcript of the gene ccdc181, whose product is annotated as coiled-coil domain containing 181. Gene Ontology annotation, molecular function: microtubule binding. The coding region runs from base 131 to 1705 and encodes 524 amino acids. NCBI's taxonomy places the organism in Eukaryota, Metazoa, Chordata, Actinopteri, Gobiiformes, Gobiidae. The transcript is spliced from 6 exons. The record is from RefSeq and is a predicted model, not a curated record.